AGCUCAGACUGCACCAGGCUCUGAUUCUGUCUGAUUGAACUUUAGUUUUAAAUGUAUAUUAUUUACUCUUUUCUGUAACUUUGUUUGUCCCGUUUCUGUUCAUGAAGAAUAUCAGAGCAGCUGAUAGAGUUAUUUUAACCCUUUUAUCUUCUUAUCUGCAGGGAAAUGCUUCUGAACAGGAAGCUGUCAGGGAGCUCCAAGCUACAACAAACACACACACACACACACACACCCUGCAGUAGGCGUGAAGCUGAGACUGAAACUUACACUGAAAACCCCAAACAGCACAACUGCAUUAAAUGAGCUACAAGCAACACACACACACACACACACACACUAACACACACACACACACGCACACUUGAUCUCAACAUUUCACACAUUAACUUUUCAACAGAGUGUUAGCAAGGGUGAGUUUAAAUUCUGUUUGUUUGUCCCUAAAACACAGAAACAUCUGUAACACACACACAAACACACGCAAAUGCACACGCACGCACACACCUAACAGGAAACAAAAAAUGGAUUAUGCAAAUGAGAGGAGAAAAAACAGUUUGAGGAGGUGUGACAGAGGGAGGACUGAGCAGAAACAGGAAGGUGUGUGUGUGUGUCAGCGGCUGAACGUCAGGCAGAGACACACAUCGUGUUUGAAUGUGUUUUCUCACAGUGUUGCUGGCUGUAGCUGUGUGAGUGUGUGAGUGUGGGGGUGUGUGUGAUGUCUGUAGAGGACCGGCAGUAAUCUAACGGUCAGAGAUGGAUCUACAUCAGAGGACCAGUCUGGAUAUCUCCACCAGGAACCCUGAGGAGGACUUCGAGCUGCUGCUGAGAGUCGGAGGAGGGACGUACGGAGAAGUGUUUAAGGCUCGUAACAAACAGAAUGGAGAGCUGGCAGCCAUCAAGGUCAUCAAGAUGGAACCAGAAGAUGAUUUCUCCAUCAUCCAGCAGGAGAUCGUCAUCGUCAAGAGCUGCAAACACUCGAAUAUAGUAAAGUACUAUGGCAGCUACAUCAGGGCGACCAAGCUGUGGAUCUGUAUGGAGUUCUGUGGAGGAGGAUCUCUGCAGGACGUCUACCAUGUGACCGGACCGCUGUCUGAGCCUCAGAUCGCCCUCAUCUGCAGAGAGAUGCUGCAGGGUCUGGACUACCUGCACGCACAGAAGAAAAUCCACAGAGACAUCAAGGGAGCCAACAUCCUCCUCAACAACCAGGGAGAGGUGAAGUUGGCGGACUUUGGGAUCUCAGCUCAGAUCACCGCCACGCUGGCUCGCAGGAUGUCCUUCAUCGGGACUCCAUACUGGAUGGCUCCAGAGGUGGCUGCGGUGGAGAUUAAAGGCGGCUACAACGAGCUGUGUGACAUCUGGUCUGUAGGGAUCACAGCUAUAGAACUGGCUGAACUACAACCUCCACUGUUUGAUGUUCACCCUCUGAGGGUACUGUUUCUGAUGUCUAAAAGUGGAUACCAGCCUCCCAAACUGAAGGACAAGUCCAAGUGGUCGUCCAUGUUUUAUAACUUUGUGAAGGCGAUGUUAGUGAGAAACCCAAAGAAGAGACCGAGCGCCUCCAAACUACUAUCAAACCCGUUCCUGACUCAGCAGGGUCUGAGCCAGGACCUGAUUCUGGACCUGCUGGAGAAAUACAGACACCCUGAGAAGCUCAAGUCCUGUCAGCUGACGGAGGACGAGGACAUGGAGGUGGCUCUGCCUGGGUCUCUGAAGAGGAUUCAAUCCAUCAACAAACACAACCGAGCAGAGAGGACAAGCUCUGACAUCAGCUUGGAGCAGAUUUACACUCGCAGGCCGGUGAAGAAAGAAUCUCCAGAUGCUACGUUAAGACCUUUGAUGGGACCCAACAAGAGUUCAGUCAGGGAGCAGCAACAGGAGGACUUGGACUCGGACUCGGACGACUAUGAUGAUGUCGACAUCCCGACGAUUCAGGCCAACACUUUUAUCAUGCAUGCUGACGAGACGCCUCCACCACUGCCUCCAAAGCCCAAAGCUCGCAGCAGCUCUGAGGAGAGCGUGGCGGCGGAGGAUGAGCGCAGGAAGCCCAGCUCGCUGCACGCCCCCUCCCCCUCCCCACUCAUCAGGACGUCCAGCGGGACGCAGGUGCGCCCAACGCCACAGCCCCGCCCCCUCCGCCACUCAGACCCCGCCUCUCUCCCUGAUCAGCUGAUCGAUGUUCCUCCGGAGCUUCCUCCUAAAGGAAUCCGAAGACGGCAGCCGCCCUCAAAGGAUCCUGCAGAGUGUGUCAGCCCCGUCAGGAAGAAACCUCCUGUUUACUUUAAAAAGAUCUUCCACGGCUGUCCUCUGAAGAUCAACUGCUCCACCACGUGGGAGAACCCCACCAGCCGAGACCAGCACCUGAUCCUGGGGGCCGAGGAGGGGAUCUACACUCUGAACCUGAGCGGCUCUGAGGCCACCAUGGAGCUGCUGUAUCCAGGGAAGUGCACCUGGGUCUACACCAUCAACAACGUCCUCAUGUCUGUGUCAGGUAAAUCCUGCCAGCUGCACUCCCACUCUCUGAAGGAGCUGCAUGAACAGGCUCGUAGAGACCAGAGGAUGGUGUCUCUGCCUACCCACCGGCUACUGCCCAGGAAAUCUGCAGUGACAAGUAAAAUCCCUGAUACCAAAGGCUGCAAGACCUGUGCAGUGGCAGGCAGUGUGCAGCGGGGCUGUGUGUUCCUGUGCUGUGGUUUGGAGGCCAGCGUGGUGCUGCUGCAGUGGUACGAGCCCAUGCACAAGUUCAUGCUCAUCAAGCACUUUGACUUCCCACUGCCCAGCCCUCUGCGUGUGUUUGAGAUGGUGGUGGCGCCGCAGCACGAGUAUCCUCUGGUGUGUAUCGGAGCCUCGCGAGGCUCUGCCCCCGACCUGCCCGUCACCGUGGAGUACAUCAACUUGAACUCCAACACGUCCUGGUUCACCAGAGCCGGCCUCGAGCGUCCAUGUCCUGACGUGGUCCAGGUGACUCAGCUAGACAGCAGCUCUCUGCUCGUUCUCUUAGAAAGGGCGGUGCACAUUGUGGGUCUGGAUGGCGAGCUGAAGAGCAGCCGACCUCCGACCCACGAGACCAUCUUCAGUCAUGAUGUCCAGUCCGUCGUGUACUUCGAAGACACACUGCUGGCCGUGUGGCGUCAUGGCUGGCAGAGGAGAGCUCAGGGCUUCAUGGAGGUUCUGGAGGAAACCACAGACAGGAGGAAGAUCUACAGGCUUGUGCAGUCAGACAGGAUGGUGGUUCUGGAGACGCGUCCCUCUGAGGACCAGCAGGGUCCGUCCAACCUGUCCAACCUGUAUGUCCUGGAGGUGGCUGAGAACUACGUGCUGCUGCCCUGAGCCUCGUCUGUCAGGAGUCUGAGAUGCGUCGCCACUUUUAUUUAUGCUGAUAUGAACUCUGAGACAGACGAGAGAUACUGAGGGAUGCUGAGAGACGCUGAGGGACGCUGAGGGACGCUGAGGGACGCUGAGGGACGCUGAGAGACGCUGAGAGACGCUGAGAGACGCUGAGAGACGCUGAGCUCCUCCUCGAACACUAACAAGGAGCAGCUUCUUGCGGGAUUCGAACUUGCGGCGUGCAGAGCGGAGGGGGCGGAGCCAGAUGCUGGACAGCUACGUGUUGUUUCUUACAGAUAAAAAUGUACAUCGUUUGGUUAAAACAUGAGAAAAUAAAACAGUUUAUUUUUGGUGAAAUGUUAAUGAGAGUAAAGUUAUUCUGAAGUCCAACAUGAUGUGUUCAGGGACCGCUGGAGAGAAGAAAGUCACAAAAUAACGUGAAAUUGUACAGUUUCAUGAUUCUUUUUUCAAGAAAACAAGCUUUUCAAACCCAGCAGUAUUUCAGACAUCUGAUCAAUGUAAAAACAGACAAAUAAGAAAAAUAUGU
Molecule: messenger RNA, 3868 nt
Organism: Centropristis striata (black sea bass)
Lineage: Eukaryota; Metazoa; Chordata; Actinopteri; Perciformes; Serranidae
Product: mitogen-activated protein kinase kinase kinase kinase 5-like
Exons: 32
Coding region: 751-3324 (857 amino acids)
Biological process (GO): protein phosphorylation
Molecular function (GO): ATP binding; MAP kinase kinase kinase kinase activity
Source: RefSeq, a predicted model, not a curated record